Messenger RNA from Rhincodon typus (whale shark), 654 nucleotides. RefSeq names its product 1-phosphatidylinositol 4,5-bisphosphate phosphodiesterase epsilon-1-like. The annotation marks the transcript as partial. The record is from RefSeq and is a predicted model, not a curated record. Gene Ontology annotation, biological process: signal transduction. The transcript is spliced from 3 exons. Lineage: Eukaryota; Metazoa; Chordata; Chondrichthyes; Orectolobiformes; Rhincodontidae.
AUUGUAGGCAUUUUGGGUGGCUCAGAGGCAGACACUGCCGACUACUUCCUUGUGGAAGAGAAAAACUCUCUUUCCAAAGACAAGAAUGAGUGUAAGAAACAGCCACUCCAGAGGGUCAUUAGUCCAGAGGAAGAGAUCCUGAAAAUUCCACAGUGUUGGUUCCCAGAGGAAGGACUGGUCGGAAAAAUUGUCUUCAAAAGCAAAGAGGAGGAGCUGAACCAAAGGAACACCAUGUACGAGGAACGUGACGAUUUGAGCUGCAAUAACCUUCCAACAGAAGCUGACAGUUUCUUGGUUCAGGUGCAUGAUGUGUCCCCAGAGCAGCCACGGACUGUCAUCAGAGCGUCAAAGUUCAGCACAGCCCAGGAUAUCAUACUACAGGCAUUAAGUAAAGCCAAGUAUUCCUACAGCAUCCUGAGCAACCCAAAUCCCAGUGAUUAUGUCCUUGUUGAGGAAGUCACCAAAGAGCCAUUAAACAAGAAAUCGUCAAUGGCAAAACCUGCUCUUCGAAUCCUUUCUGAGAAUGAGAGUGUGUUUGUAGCUCAGAGCAGGUGGAAAGGAGCAGGAAAAUUCAUCCUCAAGCUCAAAGAGCAAGUUCAGGUAAGCAGGCAUCAACACUUGAUGCCGAAAAGGUUAUUAUAUCACAACCAAUGA